CAACAUCCGCCGGACGGCCACCUGCCGGGCGCACGGGGAGGUCGCCUGCAUCACUGUCACCAAGGAAGACUUCCAGGAGAUCUGCCCCUUCUGCCCCACGCCCAGGCAGCUCUCAGAGCCAGACAUGGCCAUGCUGGAGGUUCCCUCCCUUCCUGAGCCCGGACGCGCCCUGGGCCCUGAGCCCGGCCCGGCUCCACUGCAGCUCCAGGACCUGGCAGCCGUGCGCUACAAGGACGGGCAGCACCAAGGGCUCCCUGUGGUCCUGGGCACCGGCGGCUUUGGCAGAGUUGAACUGGUGCGCGGGCGGGGGCAGCUCUUCGCCCUCAAGCGGAUCCGCAAGGAGCACGUGGUGCUGAGGCGGCAGCAGGAGCAUGUGCGCACGGAAAAGCGGGUGCUGGAGCGGAGCUGCUGCCCCUUCAUCGUGGGGCUCUUUGGCACCUUCAGGGACAGCCAGUAUGUCUACAUGCUGCUGGAGUUCUGCCCGGGGGGCGAGCUGUGGACCAAGCUGCGUGAGGUGCGCUGCUUCGAGGAGGAGGUGGCCGUGUUCUGCUCAGCCUGCGUGGUGGAGGCACUCGACUAUCUGCACGGCAACGGGAUCGUGUACCGGGACCUCAAGCCCGAGAACCUGAUGCUGGACAAGCAGGGCUACAUCAAACUGGUGGAUUUCGGCUUUGCCAAGGAGCUGGAGCAGGGGGAGAAGACCUACUCGUUCUGUGGCACUCCCGAGUACCUGGCACCUGAGAUCCUGCGGCACGAGGGCCAUGACUUCGCCGUCGACUUCUGGAUGAUGGGCAUCCUCAUCUUCGAGAUGCUGGUGGGCCGGUGA
Chelonoidis abingdonii (Abingdon island giant tortoise) is the source of this 826-nucleotide messenger RNA. Lineage: Eukaryota; Metazoa; Chordata; Testudines; Testudinidae. The record is from RefSeq and is a predicted model, not a curated record.